Molecule: messenger RNA, 957 nt
Organism: Arvicola amphibius (Eurasian water vole)
Lineage: Eukaryota; Metazoa; Chordata; Mammalia; Rodentia; Cricetidae
Product: olfactory receptor 51H1-like
Exons: 1
Coding region: 1-957 (318 amino acids)
Biological process (GO): G protein-coupled receptor signaling pathway
Cellular component (GO): membrane
Molecular function (GO): olfactory receptor activity; G protein-coupled receptor activity
Source: RefSeq, a predicted model, not a curated record
AUGGCAGACCAUAACCACUCCCAAUUCCAGCACCCUUACUUUGUCUUAACUGGAAUCCCCGGACUUGAGCAGAAGUACUACUGGAUGGCAUUCCCACUGGGUGCAAUAUAUGUCACUGCUCUCUUUGGCAAUGGUAUUAUCAUCUCUACAAUCAAAUCUGAGUCAUCUCUGCACAUUCCUAUGUACUACUUUUUGUGUAUGCUGGCGUUUGCGGAUAUGGGGCUCACCCUCUGUACUCUGCCCUCUGUGCUCGGCAUAUUCUGGUUUAACUACAAAUUCAUCACUUUUGAUGGUUGUCUUACUCAGAUGUACUUCAUUCACACCUUCUCAGCCAUCGAGUCAGGAGUGCUAGUCGCAAUGGCCAUUGAUCGUCUUAUAGCCAUCUGGAGUCCUCUCAGAUACGGCACCAUUUUAACCAGUGGUGUGGUCUGUAAAAUAGGGAUACUCAUCUUGUCAAGAGCAGUCUGCGUGGUCUUCCCUGUGCCUUUUCUCAUCAAGAGGCUUCCGUUUUAUCGCUCCAACAUCCUUUCUCACUCCUUCUGCCUCCAUCAAGACGUCAUGCGCCUUGCCUGCGCCAGCACGCGUGUCAACAGUCUCUAUGGCCUCAUAGCUGUCAUCUUUACCAAGGGUUCUGACUCCCUCUCCAUCCUCUUCUCCUACGUGUUCAUACUCCGCACGGUGAUGGCCAUAGCCUCCGGGGAGGGCCGGCUGAAGGCUCUCAACACUUGUGUUUCCCAUAUCUGUGCUGUACUUAUUUUCUAUGUGCCAUUGAUUGGAGUAUCGGUCAUCCAUCGCUUUGGGAAGCACUUGUCACCACUGACUCAUGCCCUUAUGGCCAAUGCCUACCUUCUUGUCCCCCCUGUGCUAAACCCCAUAGUUUAUACUGUCAAGACCAAGGAGAUACGAAAAAAGAUUAUCCAGAUAUUUGUUAGAACCAAAAUUACUUCAGAGGGUUAA